UUCUUGCAAACAAACUUACCUAGAUCUAUCCCAACCCAAACUCUCUCUCUCUCUCUCUCUCUCUCUCUCUCUCUCUCUUGUUUCUUGUUUCUUUUCUCUCCAACAAGAUGUAUAGCGUAAAAGGACUCGUUGAUUCAGGUUUUCAUCAGUCAGCUAUUCCAUCCAAGUUUAUUAUUGCGUCCUCGAGUCAAGAAGAUGAUACAGUCCUCUCCCAAGAAGAAGCAAUCCCAACCAUUGAUUUUUCCCUACUAACUUCUGGUGAUCCUGAUCAACGAUCCAAAGUCAUCCAAGAUAUUGGCAACGCAUGCCUCGACUGGGGAUUCUUUAUGGUAAUCAAUCAUGGUGUGCAAGAGAAGUUGAUGGAUGAUAUGGUGAAGGCAAGUAAAAGUUUUUUUGAUAUGAGUGAGGAGGAAAAGGGAGAGUACAACGGGAAGCAAUUAUUUGAUCCAAUAAGGAGUGGUACAAGCUUUAAUGUCCUUGUUGAUAAGUCAUUGUUUUGGAGGGAUUAUCUCAAGGUUCAUGUUCAUCCCCACGUCAAUUCGCCUAAUAAGCCAGCCUGCUUCAGAGAAAUUUCACAAGAAUACUGCAAAAGGGCCAGGGAUGUGGCAAGUGAAUUACUCAAAGGGAUAUCUAUGAGCUUGGGAUUGGAAGAAAACUACAUAGAUAAAGCAAUGGAGGUUGAAUUUGGGUCACAACUUCUUGUUGUCAAUUUUUACCCACCAUGCCCACAACCAGAGUUGGCCAUUGGCAUGCCUCCUCAUUCGGACCACGGCUUAUUGACCCUCCUCAUACAGAACCAGCUUGGCGGACUUCAAGUCCUACACAAUGGCAAGUGGGUCCCUAUUAAUCCUCUUCCUAAUUCCAUUCUUGUGAAUACUGGAGAUCACAUGGAGGUAAAUAUAUUAUUACAUUCCUUUCUCAUGCUAUUAUGGUAGUAAGGUUUAAAUUGG
Camellia sinensis is the source of this 950-nucleotide messenger RNA. NCBI's taxonomy places the organism in Eukaryota, Viridiplantae, Streptophyta, Magnoliopsida, Ericales, Theaceae. The record is from RefSeq and is a predicted model, not a curated record.